CUGAGAGGGGAAGCUGCCCGGACCUUAGACAUCGUUACAGUGUAAGAACUGGAAAUACAGAAUAUACCGUACUGCAACAUUGAGCAUAUCAGAUAGCAUAGUGUAUUAUUAUCACACAAAAAUAAACACCUGCCCAGAGCAUAUCACAGCCCUGAUCAGGUGGGUGUUUUAGAACAAGAGCUAGCGAUCUGAAUGCGUGACUGAUCUGAAAACAGAAAGGAUAGUGCUACGGGAUACGGCUGUGCAGCAAUGAGCUUUUUCAGUUUCGGUCAAAGUGCAGAAAUCGAUAUAGUGCUGAAUGAUGCAGAGACGAGGAAAAAAGUAGAACACAAAACAGAGGAUGGGAAGAAGGACAGGUAUUUUCUCUUCUACGACGGGGAGACCGUCUCCGGAAAAGUCAACGUUACCCUGAAGAACGCAGGGAAGAGGCUGGAGCACCAAGGCAUCAAAAUUGAAUUUAUUGGGCAGAUCGAGCUGUACUACGACAGAGGGAACCACCAUGAGUUUGUGUCCCUGGUGAAAGAUCUGGCCCGGCCAGGCGAGCUCACUCAGUCUCAGACCUUUGACUUCGAGUUCACCCACGUGGAGAAACCAUACGAGUCCUACACGGGCCAGAAUGUGAAGCUAAGGUACUUCCUGAGAGCGACGAUCAGCCGGAGGCUGAACGACGUCGGCAAGGAGAUGGACAUCGUCGUGCACACGCUCAGUACGUACCCCGAGCUCAACUCCUCCAUCAAGAUGGAGGUGGGGAUUGAGGACUGCCUGCACAUCGAGUUUGAGUACAACAAGUCAAAGUACCACCUAAAGGAUGUGAUAGUGGGGAAAAUUUAUUUCCUGCUGGUGCGAAUCAAGAUCAAGCACAUGGAAAUCGACAUCAUCAAACGGGAAACCACGGGCACGGGCCCCAACGUGUACCACGAGAAUGAGACGAUAGCCAAGUAUGAGAUCAUGGACGGAGCACCAGUGAGAGGAGAGUCCAUUCCCAUCAGGCUGUUCCUGGCUGGCUACGAGUUGACGCCCACCAUGCGGGACAUCAAUAAGAAGUUCUCAGUGCGGUACUACCUCAACCUGGUGCUGAUAGACGAGGAGGAGAGGCGCUACUUCAAACAGCAGGAAAUCACGCUGUGGCGGAAAGGCGACAUCGUGAGGAAGAGCAUGUCCCACCAGGCAGCCAUCGCGUCCCAGCGGUUCGAGGGCUCCUCAAGCAUGGAGAGCAAGAUGCAGGCACAGGCACAGGCACAGGCCAAGGAGGAUGGGAACUAAACCGGCAGCCUCAUCUUGACCUCUCCUGACAGACUGUGGGGCAAAUAUAUACCGUUCCCCUGACCCCCGCCCAAACUCACCAUCACCACUGUCUAGGGAACCUUCUCUUUAACUUACAAAAAGGGGUCUGACAAUGAGAGAGAGAGGGUCAGGCUUAAGAGACAUGGUAUGUACUUUGGAACCCCACUAGACCAGCAUGAAGCUUCCACUGCCCAGUCUGUUCUGUCACUGGGCGUUCGUUCAGGUCUCAGUGUAGGGAAUGGGUUAUAAUGCUUUCUCAAUACAGGCCUACUGGAUUUUUGAGGGAGGAGGGAGGGGGGGGCAGGGCAGUGUGCUCUCUCUUUCCACUGGCAUCCAUAUACCACCUAGCAAAGUUUUCCUUUAACUUCAUGGCAUAUACUGGGGGGUAAUCCUAGAAGUACAAUUUUUCUCAAUUUAUGUCACUUUCGGCUUGGUCUCAAGUCGUAUACCCAGCCUUUGAAAUUGUAUUUUCAAGACGAAAAUAACGACUUUGUUGCUCUUCCAGCCCUAAGUGCAUGGUGUCUACAUGCAUAAAAGCAGUGCUGUGUAGAGGAGUGCAUUUUAGAAAGCAGUUUAAGGGCUUAUGAUCGCACGGGGGAAUCCAAAGUACAUCCCAUCAGCUUCUAGGCUUGAUGUGCACAAUUUACUUUUCCAUGUUUUGGUUUACAAGCAAAAAAAUAAAAAUAGAGAAACACUUUUUACAUUUUAAAGUUGUCUACAAAGCAGCUGAGGGGACGUUACCUUACUGUGUUUUCAGACCGGAGUGAUCCCUUUACUAAUAACCAAACUGCUCCCACGAUACCCAUGAUAACAGUAAUAAUCGUAUGUGUGAACGUACACAUGCAAAGCACCUGUGUAAUUCCAUUUUAUAACCAAAAGAUUACAACACAGUAUUAAACAAACACAUACUUACACCAUGUUUUAAAGCAACCGCAAAGCAUUACAGAACUGUGUUCCUCUACAUUACUCACAGCAUAACUGGCCAUCACUGCCCUCUGCAGUUCAUUUACUGGGACUGUAAGAAAACAUUCUAUUGUUCUGAUAGGACAGAGUGGGCAGUUGGCAGGAACGCAGUUAAACCCCCAUCUCAAGUAUUUACCUGCCUUACGUAUUGAACCUAGAGUGGAAUGGCCCUCCAGCACGAGGAUUGGGGAUCCCAGAUUUAAGAGAACCAGGCUGGUUGUCUCUUUACUAGACUCAACAUUAAGCUUCCGUACAUUUCUGUCUUUACUUGUAAACUUCGACGAUCUAAGGCUCCGUCAUUCCUUUAAGUGGACAGUGUAUUUUUUGUUUUAUAUAUACUUGUGCCUAUUAGUGUAUGCAUCUGCCAAAAAAAAAAAAAAAAAAAAAGUUUUUACGCUUAAAUUAGAUUUAUGCUACAAUCAAUGCGUUCCUUGUUAACCCUGUGUUGCCAGUCUCUGCUGUUUCAGAUAUUCUGCCCAGUCUAAGCAAUAGUUUUCAGCUCGGUUACAGAGAGCACAUACACUGGCGUAUAUUUAAGAGCGGAUUGUCCUACAUCACCCGGUCAUAGUGAUUGCCCGGAUAGUAACACCAGCCCAUCUCCUGACUCUAGAUCCAGAGCCUGUACUUUCUGUCAGCCCUGCUCAAUCCCCAUUCUCUUGAAAAGGCUGUGUGUGUUCUUGCAUUCAGUUAGAGUUCAUGAAAACAAAGACAAACACAUGCAUCUCUGGGCAUUAGCAAGCUGGUUAAUGUGGUAUUCGAACACAUGCAUCUCAGGGCAUUAGCAAGCUGGUUAAUGAGCUAUUCAAAUACAUGCAUCUCAGGGCAUUAGCAAGCUGGUUAAUGGACUUCCUUGUCAUUGUGGUGCAUUCAUGCUUCAUGAGUACAGUCCAGUUGUGUGAUUGUCUGUGUAAAGCAGGUAAGUAUAGUGUUGCUCUGACAAGGAUUAGAAUACGUUUUAAGACAUAGUGAGCACGUGUGUGUGUGUAUAUAUAUAUAUAUAUAUAUAUAUACAGGGGACGGAAAACGAGAAACACCUGGGAUAUGUAGCGCAUACUUUGGCGUAACUAUGCCGACAGAUUCAUUUGAGAUGCAAAUUGUGUCCUAUUCUGUAAUGCAUAGAAACGGCACCAGUCAGGAUCGGAGGAUCAGUUGAGUGGGGCAGGGCUGGGUAACACUUUACAUUGCGUCUGCAAUUACUGUGUACUUGCAUAGUAGUUACUUAGCAAAUGCAUGUGCACUUAAACAAUUCCAAUAUUAUUAUGCAUCGUUACAAUGUACUUUGUGUCAAAUCCUUUUAUAGGAUAUGCAAGUACAGUUGUAUCACAAACAUGCAGACUUUUCUGCCACCCUGGCUGCUCACAAUUGCCUACACCCUAUUGACGAUGCUGUGGCAGGUGUUUCUAUUUAUUUAUUUUUUAGGUCCAACCCCUGUAUGUACAUUUACAUAUGUUUGUUUACUCUUGGUAUUUUUUCUUUCUUGAGCAAGAGCCCCCUUAACGCAUUGCGUACCAUAGCGCUGAAAUUUUAGGCUGCAUUAACACAUGGCAUUAGAGACAACAUUCCCUUUUAUGAUUAUAAUCAUGUUAUAUACCGGUAUAUCUGCAGAUACAAACAAUAAAAUUAGUUCUCAGCAAUGAAAUAUAUAUUCCAUUUAAUAGUGAGUUGUAAGGUACUACCCACUUAGCGAAAGGGAAUUUGUACAUUUUCAGCAGAGAAAUAAAGAUUAUAUGGUAAUAUUAAAAAACAAAUCUAGAUGUUAAUACAGAUAUAAGUAUGCUGUUUACUUGUUUCUUAUAGUUUUUUUUUUUUUGCGAUUCUGUAUUUUAAAUUGGUUUUUAAUCCUAUGUCUCUGAUUAAAAGAGAGCUGUCUAAAGUG
This is a messenger RNA of Polyodon spathula (Mississippi paddlefish), 4123 nucleotides long. RefSeq names its product vacuolar protein sorting-associated protein 26B-like. NCBI's taxonomy places the organism in Eukaryota, Metazoa, Chordata, Actinopteri, Acipenseriformes, Polyodontidae. Gene Ontology annotation, biological process: intracellular protein transport; retrograde transport, endosome to Golgi. The record is from RefSeq and is a predicted model, not a curated record. Gene Ontology annotation, cellular component: retromer complex; endosome. The coding region runs from base 250 to 1263 and encodes 337 amino acids. The transcript is spliced from 6 exons.